AAGGAGCUCAGGACUGCAGCCCUGCUUAGCGAGAGGCAUUAAAUGGCUAGUUCUCAUUGUUUUCUGGUGAGGGUCCAUCUAAGGGUUAAAGUGCGGGAAUCUCGACUCCUAGAGGAGGAAAUCGGAAGGAAGGAAGGGAAAAGGGAAACCACUGCCUCCUUCCGUCGCCCUCCCUCUCUCCGCAAAACGGGCUGGGUUGCAUGGCCUCCCGCGGGCUUCUCCCCCUGUGAGAUCCGCAAGUGAUGGGUGUGAGAACAAGAAUGAGGGAAAGACUCACUGUGAAUUGCUUGGAGGUACCAGAUGGGAAAAGAGCGAAGAGCAGAGAAUAAAAAUGGAAGCGAAAGAAUGGUUCUUCUGCUUCUCAGCCUGGUGAGGUUAUAAUAAUCCAAGAACAAAUGGAGAGAGGAAGUGAGAAAAGUCUGUAUCCUGUGAGUAGGAAAAGCUUCAGAUCUGCACCAAGCUUUAUUCCUCAAUGGGAAAUGCACACUGGAGAGAAACCAUAUGUAUGCAUGGAGUGCGGAAAGGGCUUCAGCCGAGCUAUGUACCUCAAAUCACAUCAAAGAAUCCACACUGGAGGGAAACCGUAUACAUGCAUGGAGUGUGGAAAAAGCUUCAGUCAGAAUGGGCAACUUACAGUCCAUCAAAGAACCCACACUGGAGAGAAACCAUAUACAUGCAUGGAGUGUGGAAAAAGCUUCAGUCAGAAUGGGCAACUUACCAUCCAUCAAAGAACCCACACUGGAGAGAAACCAUAUACAUGCUUGGAGUGUGGAAAAAGCUUUAGUAGGAGUGGAUACCUUACAGUCCAUCAAAGAACCCACACUGGAGAGAAACCAUAUGUAUGCAUGGAGUGUGGAAAGAGCUUUAAUAUAAGUAGCGACGUUACUGUCCAUGAAAGAACCCACACUGGAGAGAAACCAUAUAAUUGCUUUGAGUGUGGAAAAAGUUUCAGUAUGAGUAGAAGUCUUACUCUACAUCAAAGAAUCCACACAGGAGAGAAACCAUAUGUAUGCAUGGAGUGUGGAAAGAGCUUCAGUAUGAGUGGCCAUCUUACUGUACAUCAAAGAACGCACACUGGAGAGAAACCAUAUACAUGCAUGGAGUGUGGAAAAAGCUUCAGUCAGAGUGGACAACUUACUGUCCAUCAAAGAACCCACACUGGAGAGCAACCAUAUGUAUGCAUGGAGUGUGGAAAGAGGUUUAGUGUGCCUAGCCAUCUUAGUGUGCAUCAAAGAACCCACACUGGAGAAAAACCAUAUAAAUGCUUGGUGUGUGGAAAGAGCUUCAGUCAGAGUGGAUACCUUACCAUACAUCAAAGAACUCACACUGGAGAGAAGCCACUUGAAAGCUUGGAAUGUGGAAAGAGCUUCAGUGAGAGCAGAGACCUUACCAGACAUCAGAGAACCCACACUGGAGACAAACCAUAUGUAUGCAUAGAAUGUGGAAAGAGCUUCAGUAGGAGUAGCUGUCUUAGUAGGCAUCAAAGAACCCACACUGGAGAGAAACCAUAUAAUUGCUUUGAGUGUGGAAAAAGUUUCAGUACUAGUGGAAGUCUUACUCUACAUCAAAGAAUCCACUCAGGAGAGAAACCAUAUAAUUGCUUCGAAUGUGGAAAAAGUUUCAGUACGAGUGGAAGUCUUACUCUACAUCAAAGAAUCCACACAGGAGAGAAACCAUAUAAUUGCUUCGAAUGUGGAAAAAGUUUCAGUAUGAGUGGAAGUCUUAUUCUACAUCAAAGAAUCCACACAGGAGAGAAACCAUAUGUAUGCAUGGAAUGUGGAAAGAGCUUCAGUAUGAGUGGCAAUCUUACUGUACAUCAAAGAACCCACACAGGAGAGAAACCAUAUGUAUGCAUGGAAUGUGGAAAAAGUUUCAGUACGAGUGGAAGUCUUACUCUACAUCAAAGAAUCCACACUGGAGAGAAACCAUAUAAAUGCUUGGAGUGUGGAAAGAGCUUCAGUAGGAGUGGAUACCUUACAGUCCAUCAGAGAACCCACACUGGAGAUAAGCCACAUGAAUGCUUGGAUGUGGAAAGAGCUUCAGAGUAGAGAGCUUACCAUACAUCAAAGAACCCACACUGGAGAAAAACCAUAUAAAUGCUUGGUGUGUGGAAAGAGCUUCAGUCAGAGUGGAUAUGUUACCAUACAUCAAAGAACCCACACUGGAGAGAAACCAUAUGUAUGCAUGGAGUGUGGAAAGAGCUAUAAUUUGAGUAGCCAUCUUAGUAGGCAUCAAAGAACUCGCACUGGAUAAAAACUAUAUAAAUGCUUAUUGUGUGGAAAGAGCUUCAGUCAGAGUGGAUACCUUACCAUACAUCAAACAACCCACACUGGAGAGAAGCCACAUGAAUUCUUGGGAUGUGGAAAGAGCUUCAGAGGAAGCACAUCUCUUACAAAGCAUAAAAGAGUUCAUACUAGAGAGAGACCCUUUAAAUGCUUUGAAUGCGGAAAGAGCUUCAGUCAGAAUGUAAGCCUUUCUAAACAUCAGAUGACUCAUAGGGGAGAAACCAUAUAAAUGCUUGGUGUGUGGAUAGUGGUUCAGUGAUGGUUGAAAUCUUACUAAACACCAAGGAACCCACACUAGAGAUAAACCAUAUAAAUGUUUGUAGUAUGAAAAGAGCUUCAGUAUGAGCAGAUCAUUUACCAUCCAUCCAUGAGUACCACUGGGCUUGCAGGUGAGCCUGGUGGCCUCCAAGCUGUUAACCCACUAAACUACCCCUGCCCUAAAACCAGGUUUGCGGAUUGAGCGCUCCGCAAACCUGGUUUAUUUUUAAAUCGUGUGUUGCCGUGGUGUGGCUUAAAAGCAGCCUCCUGGCUCGGGGGGUCUCUCCAGCAUGCCCUGCGCCUGCCACGCGGCCUCCAAUCCUCCCAGCCCCUGCCAGCUCCGUAACGGAGCUGGCAGUUGUGUGGGCGGCCGCUUCAGCCACCCAGAGCAGACUGCCUGCUCAUGUGCAGAGCAGACUGCCUGCUUGUGUGCCUACUUAUGGCACAUUGCACACUUUUGCAGACUGCCUACUUGUGGCUUAGCCCGCUCUCCCCACUAAUCCUCCCCAGGUGGCUCCCACUGACCCUGGGAACCGCCUCAUAGUGUACUACUGUCUCGGUGCUAAAAAUGUAUUCAAGGUGCUGUUGUAUCUCACUUUUGUCCUCACGCCAUCCCUGUGAGGUAGGCUUGGCUCAGAGAGAGGAGAUUGCCUCACAGUGGCAUACAACUCCAUCGCAGAGAAGCUGAAUGAGUUCUUUGCAUCUGUCUUCACAGCAGAGGAUACUGACCAUAUACCCUCUCUAGCUUUUCAGGUUUAGCGGCUGAGGAACUGGGCCAUUUGAACAUCCCCAGUAUAUAUCUUUAAAAAUUGCUAAUAAAAAGAACAAUUUUUAAAGAUAUAUAUUGGGGAUAUUCAAACAGCAGUCAUUUACUGCUGAGGAAUCCAUUUGGGCUCCACCACCAGUCUAGAGAACAGAGGGCUAUGAGUAGAAACGGGAGCACUUGUUCUGAAAUCUAAAAUAUCCUCAUACAGUAUGCACACACAUGUGGAGUGGGUGGGUGCACAUAGGGGCACCACCAAUACUUCUGAGCCCAGUACGCAGUAUGUGGAUUAGCACACCAACUACAAUCUCUUGCUAAUAAAAAGAACCACCUAUAUCGGGCAGCAGCUAUUGGGAAUUCUCUCUGGUAGGAGAAACCCUUUUUCAUUAUAGCAGAGUGCACAGAGGCACAACACAGCAGAAUUUAGUUAGGCAUGCAUGUAUGCUGAAAGUAAAGCAACUUGGAGCCAGUUCAUAGUUUCAAAUCAAUAUAAGCGGUAUUUAUUAGAGAACUCCAUUCUAGAUAGGAAAGUGAGGCGGAAGAAUCUCUAAUCUCUCUAUCUAGCUGGAUGCAGAUGGAUUCUGCAUCUCUGCACAUAUGGUGCAGGGGAGAGCAGCUUGCAUGUUGCAAGGUAGAAGGAAGGGAAGAGAAGAGGAAGGAAGAGGCUGGAAGGAAGGAAGUGUCCCUGAGAGUAGCAAUCUACAUUCCAAAGGGAUAGUGUCAGAGCAGUAGAGAAGGGAUGACCAAUGUCUUGACCCUCUAGCCCUCCAACUCACUAGUCUGUCCUCCUGUGUCAUUGAGAAAAGAAAAGCAUCAUCUCAAACUGUGGAGGAGGAGGCAAUGGUACACCCCUCCUGUAUUCUACCAAAGACAAUCACUGGGCUCUGUGGUCACCAGGAGUCAAAACCAACUCGAUGGCACACAUUACCUUCAAUAAAAAUGACAGAAGUGAUACACAA
Molecule: messenger RNA, 4265 nt
Organism: Hemicordylus capensis (graceful crag lizard)
Lineage: Eukaryota; Metazoa; Chordata; Lepidosauria; Squamata; Cordylidae
Product: zinc finger protein 420-like
Exons: 2
Coding region: 396-2048 (550 amino acids)
Biological process (GO): regulation of transcription by RNA polymerase II
Molecular function (GO): DNA-binding transcription factor activity, RNA polymerase II-specific; RNA polymerase II cis-regulatory region sequence-specific DNA binding
Source: RefSeq, a predicted model, not a curated record